Messenger RNA from Rhizophagus irregularis DAOM 181602=DAOM 197198, 1341 nucleotides. RefSeq lists its product as uncharacterized. Gene Ontology annotation, molecular function: 2-(3-amino-3-carboxypropyl)histidine synthase activity. Gene Ontology annotation, biological process: protein histidyl modification to diphthamide. The record is from RefSeq and is a predicted model, not a curated record. NCBI's taxonomy places the organism in Eukaryota, Fungi, Glomeromycota, Glomeromycetes, Glomerales, Glomeraceae.
AACUUUAAUCGCGUGUCUACCCAAGAAUGUCAGAAAUAAAUGGAUCAGUUCAAAAGUCGCGUAAACGUUUUAUUGGGAAAGCAGCUGCAAAGAAAAAGCAGGAAGAAGCUCAACAAGUGGCAAAUGUUGAGGAUAGCAAAUCUAUUAUUGCUAUAGAGGAUUCGCCAGUAAAACUUAAAUCUUCGAGUCGAAUAGUAAAUCAAAUUCCUUUUGAAAUAUUAAAUGAUUCUUUAUUAAAUAAAGCGAUUGAACAGCUUCCAUCAAAUUAUAAUUUUGAAAUCCACAAAACAGUAUGGCAUAUUAAACGUUCUGAGGCUACCAAAGUUGCAUUACAAUUUCCGGAAGGCCUUUUGAUGUUUGCAUGCAUUAUUGCAGACAUAUUAGAAAGUUUUUGUAAUAUUGAAAUAAUUAUAAUGGGAGACGUAACAUAUGGAGCUUGUUGUAUAGAUGAUUAUACUGCUAAAGCUUUAGAAUGUGAUUUUAUGGUACAUUAUGGACAUAGUUGUUUAGUUCCCGUAAACAUUACAACCAUAAAGACACUAUAUGUCUUUGUAGAUAUUAGUAUUGAUACGGAUCAUUUCAUAAAUACCAUAAAACUAAAUUUUGAGAAUGGUAAAAAAUUGACCAUUGUUGGCACUAUUCAAUUUGUUGCCGCUAUUCAGGCAGCAAAAAAACCUUUGGAAAAUGAUUAUUCUUUAUUUGUACCACAAGCAAAACCUUUAUCACCUGGAGAAAUAUUGGGUUGUACAUCACCAAAAUUAGGCGAACAAGAUGCUAUAAUUUAUCUUGGUGACGGCAGAUUCCAUUUAGAAUCCAUAAUGAUUGCUAACCCAGAUAUACCCGCGUUUCGCUAUGAUCCGUAUUCCAAGAAAUUUACACGAGAACGUUAUGAUCACGCGGAAAUGCAUUCCUUAAGAAAACACGCAAUUGAUUUGGCCAAAAAAGCCAAAAAAUUUGGGCUAAUCCUAGGAACUUUGGGCAGGCAAGGAAGUCCAAAAGUAUUAGAGUACCUUGAAGAGAAAAUGAAAUCUCGUGGCCUAGAUUAUAUUUGCAUAUUGCUAUCUGAGAUAUUUCCUGAUAAAUUGGAACAAUUUCAAGAUAUUGAUGCAUGGAUUCAAAUUGCAUGUCCACGCUUGUCGAUAGAUUGGGGUUAUGCGUUUCCAAAGCCAUUAUUAACGCCAUAUGAAGCAUCAGUUGUAUUAGAUGCAAUUGAUUGGCAAUCCGUCUAUCCAAUGGAUUUUUAUGCUAAUGAUAGUUUAGGACCCUGGACGCCUAAUCAUGGGAAAGGGAAAAUUAAACGAUAACAACUGGAAAAUAUAACAUUUUCAUAUAUAUAUAUUU